Closterium sp. NIES-65 is the source of this 7902-nucleotide messenger RNA. The record is from the annotation of a GenBank genome assembly. Lineage: Eukaryota; Viridiplantae; Streptophyta; Zygnematophyceae; Desmidiales; Closteriaceae.
AUGUCGAACGACCUCAACUCCAUUCGCCAGCGGUUUCGCGAGGUGCAAGAGGACGAUGCGUACCUAUCGCAGGAGCUCGAGCGCAUCCAGCGGCAGCGCGAGGAAGAGGCGCGCCACGAAGCGAAGCUGGAUUUCCGCGGGCUUCGGCUCUACCGCGAGUUGACCUCCACAUCCGAACCCAUGUACUGGCGCGAAAAUCCCGAGAAAACGGAGACCACGGGAGCUAAGCCAACCGCUCCGGCUGCUGGUAACCCUGGUAACCCUCCAGGUGGUAACAUGUGGAGUUACUCCUCCGUCGCUCCCUCUUCCUCGGUUCCGAAGCUGCAGCAUAUGGUUCAGCCGUCCGCUUCCGGAAUUACAUUCUACAGCGCGAAUGGCGGCGGAAGGAGCGGGCGAAUUGAGACGUACGAGAGUGCGGUGAAUAGCGGUGGAAGCGAGGGGAAGAAAGCUGAGAGCAAGAAGAGUAGUGGUGGUUUCGCGAGCUGGCUGAUGGGAGGAGCGGAUCAGGAGCAGCAUCUGCUGUGGGAUAAGCCGGAAUAUAAGGAGGGCGAGGCGAAACUGAUUCUCAUGUAUUCCCACGCGCCUUACGGCGAGCGGCGGCGGGGCCGCCCGUCGCCCGCGGAGUUUUACCUCGAAGACCGCGGCGAGCGCGAGCGACGUCGCGCGGAGAUCGGCGGAUUCAGCAAGGACCUGGACGAGAUGCGACAGCGACUGCGUGCGAUGCGAGUGGAGGAGACGCAGGAGAUUCAGCAGCUGCGGCAGAAGCAGGAACAGGCGGCGUUCGAAGCGGAGCAGGCGCAGAAAUUGCGCGAGCAGCAGAUUCUCCUCCUGCAGAAGCAGCGCCAGUUGUCUUACGCCACGUGGCGCGGCGAAGGCACGCGUCCGUACGAGUCGCCGUUCGAUAAGGAGUCGGAGCUGCUACCCUCCGCGUAUCACGCUGUGGUCGGCAAGCCGCACUUACCCGUCGCGAACGCACCAGUAAGAGUCGACCACGUGGAGCUUCCUCCCCCGGUUUGGUCCGCGUCACGUUCGUCCGCGAGCCUCUUCAACUACGCGAGCCGCGGCACUGGCUCUAUUAGUCGGGCCACCGGAUCCGGCGCGCGCGGCUUGGGCGCCGCAAUGCCCGGCGCCAGCAGCGGCGCGAGCCGGAGCAGCGGGGGAAGCAGCUUGUCAGACGCCGUUUGCUCUAGCAGCAGCAGCGGCGGCUGUGACGUGACGGCUAGCCGUCAGCACUACGGGAGCAGGUACGUGACGGCCGGGGCCUACGGUCACGGCGGUAUCGCGAAUGACGUGGCGAUGACCUCACACCCGUUUAGCGGCGUUGUCCCUCCGUACACCGGCUUCAGCUUGAAGAGCGCUACGAGCGAGGCUGGCGAGAGCGCCCGAUACAAUCACACGCGCAGCGCAACCAGCAGCAGCAGCACGGACGAAAUCGACGACUCCGCGGAUUUCAACCCGCGCAGCCAGGGCAACCCGGUCGCGCUACCCGUUCCGAAACUCCCCAUUCCGCCUGCUCGCGCGCCUAACCCCCUCGUUGCUGCCUUACCGCAGACCAUCCCGCUCGCUACUAGCACAUUCGAUAGUGGCGCUCAGGACAGUGUCAUGGCGGGUGUUUCGUCCUCGCCGCCGUCCGAACCUUUGGAGGAGCUGCCAUCUGAACCGUCCACCCCGAUCGUCCUCUAUUCGCCCACCGCGUUCGCCGCUCGCCACCCCUCCAUCCAGCCGUCGUUUAGCUGCUUUCUCACCUCCUCCGCACUGCACUCCUCCGCUUCCCCCUUUUCCUCCUCCUCUCCCCCUUCCACCUCCGCCUCCUCGUUCUCCUCCCCCGUAUCCUCGUCUUUGUCAGCCUCGCUAUCCGCUACUGCUGAUGCUGCGGAUGCUGCCGAUUCCGAUGACGCGCCUCUUCUUUCGUCAUCGACUAAACGUGGCUCUGCGCACGCUGCUCGUUAUAAUCACUACGCGGAAGACGCGCUCAAGGCUUCCGCCUGGAGCCCUCCGCGCGGCUCUCUUUCGCCCCCUCCCAGCGGUUGCGCGGAUGCUGUUAUUGACGAGCCCUUGCCGCCCGCAGCCACGUCAGCGCAAUCAGACGUGGCAGAUGUGACUUGGCAGGCACCCGAGUCCUCCCCUGCGCAUUCCUUCGCUCACUCCGCAAGCCGCGCCGCGUUCGACGGUGGAGUUACUCCUUCUCUGCCUCAUGCAUCUCUUUUGAUGUCUUCUCACGACUUCGCGGAAAAUUCGGAUGAAGUAGCAAAGGCAGAGGCAGCGGCGAACGCGGCUAGCACCGUACCUGGCGCCGCAUCUUCCGCCGCGAAUAGCGCCGCAACAUCCGCCGCCGGUGGCAGCUCGUUUUCUCUCGGGAACCUCUUCUCAUGGACGCGCGCAGAAGCGACAGCGCAACCGCCCAAACCUGUGUCACUGCCGCCCACGCUUUCUCUCGCUUCAGCACAGGUGUUCACGGGACCAGAAUUUCACUCCACGUCAUCCUACUUCGUCUCCACGUCAUCAGGCAGCUCCAACCGUUCGAUCAACGGCUACGAUGCCGAAUCGGAGGGCAUCGAUGGCUCACGGGCCAAGGAGGGGAAAGGAGGGGAGAAUGGAUUUGAGAACAAUAAAGAGGAUGACAAUAACGAGUUCGACGAGCCGCUUUAUUUGCUGGACACCAAGCACGGGUCGCGCAGGGAAGUGGGGUGUGAUUAUAGCGAGAGCUCCACUAAGGAGCCUUCGUCUGCUGCUCUGAAUAGAGCUUUGAGCAAACUCGCUGAAACAAAUGGCGCCUCGCAUGCCACCGCUGCUGCUGAUGUUUCAGCUACUGCCGCUGCUACAACCGCUGCUGCUACAGCCGCUCCACCCGGGGGGUUGGCGAGUAUGAGCUUCACUAGCCGGCUGAGCCAGCUGAUUGGCUUAGGCAGUGGCGGCGGUAACGGUAACGGUAGCAGUAACGGGAACAGUGACAGUAACGGUGAUGAUACAGGUGCCGGCAGCAGUGUUGGAGGUGGCAUUGGCGGUGGGAAGGGAUACGCGUUAUUGAGCUUGGAUGAAGGCGACGCGGUGACGUUUAACGAAGCGAGCCCGUCUUGCUGGGCUCCCACGUCAGCAGCCACGUCAGCAGGCACCACCACCACUAGUGCUCCUCCUGCUGCUUUGUUUGCGAGCAUGGGAGGUAUGGAGAUUGAGAAUGGUUUGGAGGCGCUUCGAAGCGCGGAAGCGGGAGAUACGGCGACGGAUGGAGAAGCGGCCAUGGAUGGGGUGGUUCUGCUCGCUGCUGCUGCCGCUCCUGCUUCUCCUCCCCUUCCCUGCCGUGAUGCCCCUGCUCCUCCCGCAACCCCUGCAGUCCCCGCUGUUACCGCAGUUUCCGCUGCUUCUGCCCCUGCUGUUGCUUCUGCCGCUGCUGCUGUUGCCGCUUCUGCCGCUGCUGUUUCCGCUGUUUCUGCCCUUGCUGUUGCUUCUGCCGCUGCUGCGGAUGCUUCUGGUUCUGUUGCCGACUCCUUAUCCGCGACAGGCAAGGGGAAGGCGCCCAAGUCGUCGUCUAAAGCGGCUGCUGCGGCCGCCAUUGCUGCCGCCGCUGCCGCCAAGAUCGCCGCGCUGGGGAUUGGGGGGAAGGCGGAGGAGAAGCGGCAUGCGGAAGGGGGGGAGUCGGGAAGCCGGGGGGAGGAAGAAGGGGGAGAAGGGGAAGCGGAUGAAGACGAGGAGGAGGAGGAGGGCGGAGAGAGGAGAGAGGGAGCGCGGAAAGCGUUCUGGGACGAGGGGGAGUAUGAGGGGGAGGGAGAGGCGGAAGAGGAGGUGAACGAGAUAUUGGAGCUUCAGGAGUGGAUGGAGGCGCAGAUGCUGGUUGAGGGGGUGCGGAGGGCGCUCACGCGCGGAGGGACCGGGGGAAGCGGAGCGGUCGGGGGAAGCGGAGUGGGGAGAGUGAGUGAGGUGGAAACUGGAGGGGGAGGAGGGGGAGCGGCAGCAGCAGGAGCAAGAGCAGCAGCGAGUGUGUGUGAUGCUGAGAUGGAAGCAUGGAUGCUUGCUCUGCCUCCGCUGGUGGUGAUGGCUCGUAGUGACGAUGGUGUUGAGGAGACUAGUGAGGAGGAAGAGGUGGUGGAAGAGGAGGGAGAGGAGGUGGAAGAGGAGGGAGAGGAGGUGGAAGAGGAGGUAGAGGUGAUUGAGUUGGAGGAAGGGGAGGAGCUGGAGGAGGGAAUGGAGGUGGUAGAGAUUUUGGAGGAGAGGGAGGAGGAAGAGGAGUAUGAGCAGCAUGAGGAGGAGCAUGAGGACGCAAGGGAAGAAGCGGAGGUUGUGGAAGAGGGUAGUGAGAGUGCGAGCGACAACGAGUGUGAUGAGGAUGGGCAUGGUGGGGAGGCGUAUGGAAGUGAGGGAGAGGAGGAGAGGGAAUUUGGCAGUGAAUGUGGAAGUGAGUAUGAGAGUGAGAGGGAGAGAGAUGAGGGGAGUGUGAGUGAGAGGGGCAGUGAGUGUGGGAGUGAGAGUAGAAGCGAGAGUGGGAGUGAGUGUAGGAGCGAGAGUGGGAGUGAGUGUGGGAGCGAUAUUGGGUCAGUGAGUGAGGCGAGUGAGGGUGUGAGUGUGAGGAGCGGAAGUGAGAGUGAGGAUGAGAGGGAGGAGAGAGAAGAAAAUGAGGAUGAGAGUGAGGAUGAGAGGGUGGAGAGUGAGGAGGAGAGGGAAGAGGGUGAGGAGAGGGAGGAGAGUGAGGAGGAGAGAGAAGCGGAGAUCAAGGAGUGCGGUGGUAGUGAUGGAGGGGAAGUUGGUGAGAGCGAGGAUGAGAGGGAGGAGAGAGAAAAAGAUGAGGGCGAGAGAGUGGAAAUUGAGGAGGAGAUUGAGGAGUGUGGUGGUAGUGAUGGAGGGGAAGUUGGCGAGAGUGAGUGUGGGAGUGAGAAGGGAGAGGAGGGCAGUCUGGAGAAUGAGGGAGAGAACGAGGAUGGGGAGGAGGGAGGUGAAAGGAAUGCGGGAGAGGAAGCUGCUGAGAGUGAGUGCGGGAGUGAGUGGGAAGAGGAAGCGAGUUUGAAGAGUGAAGGAGAAAGCGAGGAUGAGAGGGAAGAGGGCAUUGAAGCGAGGGAGGAGGAGGAAAUGGAAGCGAGGGAAGAGACGGAGGAGAAGGUAGAGAGGGAAGAGGAGGAAGGGAUUGAUACCGAGGAGGGAGCUGAAACAAACAGUGAAGAAGCAGAAGAAAUAGUGAAAUCAGAAGAGGCAGAAAGUGAACUGAAUGGUGCAUGUGAGGACGCGGGUAUAGUAGUGUGUGAGGAGAGUGCUGAGAGUGUGGAAGAGGCACAGGAGGAAGAAGAGGAGGGACAGAAGGGAAAAGGAGUGCAGGAGAGUGUGGAGUUGAGUGGUGUGGAGAGAUUUGAGGGGAAGGACGAUGCUGCUUCGUGCAUUUCCCCUUCGUGCAGCGAUGAGGGGAGUGUGAUGGGUGGAGAGGGACACGUUAAGGAGAGAAGGGAUGAGACAACAGACGUGGCAGGGAGCGCUGACCUGGCGGGAACCGUCCUUGAUGCUGCUGAUGUGGCCGACGGUGCAGACGUGACAGAAGGAGCCGACGUGGCUGAAGAUGCGGAUGUGUCAAGUUGUGCUGAUGUGGCAGAAGGAGCUGAUGUGUCAAGUGGUGUCGACGUGGUAGGAAGUCCGGAAGCAUGUGACAGGCUGGCAGAGGACGCUGGAUUAGGCGCAGGGGGGAAGGAGGAAGGGAGUGAGGAGGAAAGUGAGGAGGGAAGUGAAGAGGAGAGUGGGGAGACGACGGGUGAGGACGAAGCUGGUGUGGAGGAAGAGAGCGGUGGGGCUGAGGAGAGUGUGGAGGAAGGAGUAGAGAGAGAGGAGCACCAGGAGGUAGCUGAGGAGGAAAGAGAGGAUGAGGAGGUGGAGGUGAAGGGAGAGGAGGGCGAGGAGGGAGAGGAGGUGGAGGUGGUGUAUGAGUGUGUGAGUGAGGGGAAUUCGGAAGUAGGGGAGGAAGUGGAAGUGGAGGAAAUGGACGAAGCAGAGGGAGAGGAAACUGAAGAGAAGGAGGAAAUGGAGGGCGAGGAGGUAAAGGAGGGAGAGGGGCAUGAGGAGGAGGACGAGGGAGCGAGGGAAGAGGGAGUUGAAGUGGAGGAAGAAGAGGAGGUAUUGGAAGCACAGGCAGAAGAGGUGGAAGAGGAGGGAGCGGAGGAAGAGGGAGAGGUAAAGGAGGAGGAAGAGGAGGGAGCGGACGAGAAGGAAGAGGAGGGCGAGGAGGAAGAGGUAGAUGAGGAGGACGAAGAGGGAGUGAUAUACGAGUACGUGAACGAAGAGGAUCUCGAGGACGGGGAGAAAGAAGAGGAGGUGAUGGAAGAAGCACAGGCAGACGACGGGGAAGAGGUAGCGCAGGAGGAGGGAGAGGAGGUAAAGGAGGGAGAGGAGGGAGUUAUAUACGAGUAUGCUAAUGAGCAGGAUCCUGAAGACAGGAAGAAGAUGGAGGAAGCGACGGAGGAAGGAGUGCAACUAGAGGAGGGCGAGAGGGAAGAGGAGGGGGAAGAGGAGGGAGAAGAGGAGGAAGAGGAAGAGGGAGAAGAGGAGGAAGAGGAGGGAGUGAUCUAUGAGUAUGUGAACGAGGAGGAUCUCGAGGAAGGGGAGGAGAUCGUUGAGUUCGUGUAUGAAGACGAGGAGAGAGAGGAGGGAGUGGGAGAGGAGGGAGAGCAGGGAGAGGAGGGAGAGGAGGAGGUGGCAGAAAGUGGGGAAGAACAGGAGGAAGGGGAAGAGUAUGAAGAGGAGGAAGGAGAGGAAGCGUAUGAAGUAGUGGAGGAGUUGGAAGAGGAGGACGGGGGAGAGGGUGGGGAGGAGGGAGAAGAAGAGGAGGAAGUUGAUAUAUUGGAGGGCGAGGGGGAAGGGGAGGAGGUGGAGGAGAUAUUAUCGGAGGAUGAGCGGGAAAAGAUGCUGGAUGAUAAUGGUUACCUUGAUGAUGGUGGGGAGGAGGGGGAGGUGGAAGAGGGGAUUGUAGGAGAGGAGAGUGUGGGCGCGGAGAGUGUGGGCGAGGAGGAUACGUUGGAUGGUGGGGAAAAGGGGGAGGUGAAGGAGGAGGGACAGGAGAGUGUGGGAGGCAUGGAGAGGGACGGAGAGGACGGUGAGGUAGGAGUGGGGAGUGAGGAUGGAGAGGGAAGCAGGGGAGAGGAGGGGAAAGAGGCGGAGGGAGAACAUGGAUCUGGAAGUGAGGAACACAAUAACGAGGAUGGGGAAUGGGAGGGGGGUGCUGAGGAACGUGAGGAUGUGAGUGUGGGUGGGGAGGAGGGGAGUGAGUAUGGUGAUGAUGUGAGCUUGGGGAGUGAUGAGGAGUACGAGGAUGUUCAGGAGGAGUAUGAAGAGGUGGAGGAGGAACUGUCUUACACUAUGAGUGAGGGGGAGGGUGGGGAGGAAGUGAGUGAGGGAGGUGAAGAGGGAGAGGGUGAGGGAGUGGGAGAGGGAGAGGAAGGAGAGGCUAUUGAGGAGGGUGUUGCAAACGGUUCAGAGGGAUCUGGGGAGGAGAUUGAGGAGAGCAGAAGUGGAGAAGAAGAUUCGAGUGCACAUGAUUCGCCUCACAUGAGGAUUGAAGAGGAGAGAGUGAUGGGAGAUGGAGGUAUGGAGAAGGAUGAAGAGGCGGUGUCCGAGGAUGGAGAGUGGGAGGAAGUGGGGUCAGAGGAAGGCUCGUGGGAAGAUUCAGAGGAAUUCUCAGAGGAGGGUUCACAUGGGGGCGAGUUGGAGAGCACCGGACAAGAAGCAGCAACCAGUGCUGCCUCUACACCAGCGCAAAAGGAGCAGAAGCAGAGGGCAGGGCGGAGGCGGCGCAGGGUGCACAAGGCGGGAGUGUCGUUUGGGAAAUUCAUCCCCGCUGAGUUGAGCGAGCUGGAGUCCCACGAGCUGGAGGGGGAGGGCGAGGCGGAGGGGCACAAAGGGGAAGAGCAGGAUAAGGGAGUGGUGCUGUGCGGUUGA